UGCAAAAAUAUAAGUAACGCAAAGAGAAGGCUGGAACAAAAAAAAGUGUUAAUUGUACUUGAUGAUGUGGACAAUUCAAUGCUAUUAAGCAAUUUGGUUUUGGGACGAGGCAGUAGAGUCAUUGCAACAAGUAGAGACAAGCACGUUCUUAUUAGUGGAGGGAUUGAUGAAAAAUAUAUAUAUGAAGUUGAGGAGUUAAAUUUUAAAGAAUCACUUGAACUUUUUAGUAGACAUGCCUUCGGAAAAAUUCGUCCCAAUAUGGGAUAUGAAGAGCUAUCGAGAAGGACGGUAGAUAUUGCUAAAGGCAUUCCUUUAGCUUUAGAAAUUUUGGGUUCCCAUUUUCAUUCUAAGAAUAAAGAUUAUUGGGAAAGUGAACUUGAAAGACUCCAAAAGUGUCCCCUUCAAAGAAUUCAAAAUAUAUUGAAGGUGAGUUUUUAUGGAUUGCAUCCUAUGGAUAGGGAAAUAUUUUUGGAUAUUGCAUUCUUUUUCUUGGGAGUAGAAAAGGCUGAACUUACUUAUGCUUUAGAGGCUUGUCAUCUCGGAGCAAUCAGUGGAAUACAAAAUCUGAUAGAUAAAGCUCUCAUAAAGUUAGAUGGGCAUGACCGAAUUGUAAUGCAUGAUUUGAUACGAGAAAUGGCUGAGCAGAUAGUUCGUGAGGAAUGUAUGAAACAUCCUGAGAGACGUAGCCGACUAAAUGAUGAGAAUGAAAUAUGUGAUAUAUUGAAAAGUAACAUGGGAACUGAUGAAAUUGAAGGCAUGAUAUUGUUCGUGAACAGAAUAAAAAAUUUACAAUUGAGUGCUGACGCCUUCAUGAAGAUGAGAAAUUUAAGAAUUCUUAAAAUUUUGGAUUAUUCAAUGGGGCGGCCCAAUACACGUAUAGAGCUUCCUCAUGGUCUUGACUAUCUUCCUGACAAAUUAAGGUAUUUUUAUUGGGAUUAUUGUCCAUUAAAGUCUCUACCAUUCGGCUCCUAUCUUAAGAACCUUGUUGAACUUGACAUGCGAAGAAGCAAUGUUGAAAAGCUUUGGGAUGGAAAACAGGACCUUGAGCAUCUAAAGAAAAUAGAUUUGUCUUGGUCCCAACAAUUGAGAGAGUUGGCUGAUUUCUCUAUGGCGCGUAAGCUUGAAUUCGUAUAUCUUCGUGGAUGCAAGAAUUUGAGAACUAUUCAUCCAUCUAUUUUAUCACUCAACACUAUUGUUGAAGUGUGGGUAAAUGAUUGCCCGAAACUAGAGAGUAUUGAAAGUGAGACUCAUUUAGAAUCUCUCACAUUAGUCUGGGCUAGUGGUUGUGAUAACCUCAAGAAAUUCUCUCUGUCAUCGAAGAAAUUGAGAAAAUUAUAUCUUAAUAAGGGACAUAAACUCGAAAUAUUUCACUUGCCAAAUAGUCAUUGCACAGAACUUAGAACGCUUGAUGUUGAUGGUGAAGGAUUGAGGGGUCUUCCAAUGGAUGAGCUGCGUUGCUUGACAAAUCUUGAGAGGUUUUGUGUUGAUAAUUUCAAGCAAGAAAUUCACACAAUGGAGCUGCACUCCCUUUUUGAUGCUUGGCGUAAUUUAACAGAACUAUAUUUGGAGAGGUGGAGUUUCUUGUUAGAAAUCCCAGACAAUAUCAAACAUCUUUCAAACUUGAAACGCUUUUUCGUGACCGAGUGUAAAAGGCUGAAGUCCAUACUUGGACUUCCUCCCAUGCUUCUAGUACUGGGUGCCACUGAUUGCACUUCAUUGGAGACUGUGUCCUCCGACUCUCUAGUUUUGACACGGUGUGACUUUUACUUCCAUAACUGUGUGAAGUUGGAUGAGCGUUCGCAUGGCUUUAUUGAGGAAUUAACCCAUUCGUCAUUGACUUCACUGACUUUAGCCUCUAAUGAGGAUGGGCAUUAUUUUGCUUCAACUUGUUACCCAGGAAGCAGAGUUCCAAAGUGGAUGGAAUAUAGACCCAUGACGGAGGAUUCUAAUGCUAUCGAAUUUACUUGCAAUCCAAAACGAUCACACGACAUAUUAUUUUGCUGCGUUGGUCCUAGUCAAGCCGUCUCAAAGGGAUUCUUUUGUGGUGUUUACUGUGAAUGCUAUUGGGAUGACAACAAGAAAUAUCGCUUUGGUUAUUAUGAUCAUUACUGUGUUUCUCAUAGUCAUGAACUGAAUCAGGAUCAUGUUUUUCUAUGGUACAUUCAUAGGGGCUUAUUUGCUGCUAAGAUUUCAUGUGAAUUCUUUGCGGAAUUUUUGGAUGAACAUUUUUUCUCUGUCCCUGCAAAAGCAUGUGGCGUCCACGUGAUAUAUCACUAGGAGUCAGAGUCGGCGGGGUCUGAAAUCCCUCCCACAGAGCAACUCAACCAUUCUGCUGUCUUUCAACCUACUCUCGAGAGUUUUGGAAAUAACUUUGAUAUUUUGACAGGUUGUUCAGUUGUAGCACCUUGGUUGAGAAUGAGCAAUACCAAGCUUGGAAGAUUCUAGCACUUAUAUCAAAGAGACUGGUGGAACCUUUGGAUUUGUCAUCACUUCCUAAUAUCUUGCUAUCAGUGUGCUGGGACAACAAGUGGAGCCCAUUUCUUUCAAUUGCGCGUGGGAUUUCCCUCCCCUGAUGAUGAUCGUCCUCAAAAUAAUCCCUCCAUGAAUGUAUUUACUGAACAAUGUUUUUGGAAGCAAAUGAAUUAGCAGAGUCCCUGGAGCAUGCGUGUUUUUCCAUCAUCAGCUAAGGCGUUUGUCUUCAUAAAUUAAUGAUCAUCAAUGUCUUGUCUCAA
Neltuma alba is the source of this 2732-nucleotide messenger RNA. RefSeq names its product disease resistance-like protein DSC1. Gene Ontology annotation, molecular function: ADP binding. Gene Ontology annotation, biological process: defense response. The record is from RefSeq and is a predicted model, not a curated record. Bases 79 to 2277 code for a protein of 732 amino acids. The transcript is spliced from 6 exons. Lineage: Eukaryota; Viridiplantae; Streptophyta; Magnoliopsida; Fabales; Fabaceae.